AUGGGGCUGGGCGCGAGGGGAGCGUUGAGCAGGGCGAGCGUAGGCCAGGGGGCACCCGAGGGUCCCGGACCCAGCGGCAGCGCUUACAGCUGCAGCAUCCACUCAGGCUGCAUCGCCAUGGUGCACAACGUGCCUCUGAGCGUGCUAAUUCGGCCGCUGCCGUCUGUGCUGGACCCGGCCAAGGUGCAGAGCCUCAUGGACACGAUCCAGGAGGACCCAGACAGCGUACCCCCCGUUGAUGUCCUCUGGAUCAAGGUGGCCCAGGGUGGUGACUACUUUUACUCCUUUGGGGGCUGCCACCGCUAUGCAGCUUACCAGCAGCUACAGCGAGAGACCAUCCCUGCCAAGCUUGUUCAGUUCACCCUCUCAGACCUACGUGUAUACCUGGGGGCAUCCACACCAGACUUGCAGUAGCAGCUUCCUUGGCACCUGUCACCACCUUCAAGAGCC
Nycticebus coucang (slow loris) is the source of this 450-nucleotide messenger RNA. Its product is annotated as sulfiredoxin-1-like. Gene Ontology annotation, biological process: cellular response to oxidative stress. Bases 1 to 414 code for a protein of 137 amino acids. Gene Ontology annotation, cellular component: cytoplasm. NCBI's taxonomy places the organism in Eukaryota, Metazoa, Chordata, Mammalia, Primates, Lorisidae. The record is from RefSeq and is a predicted model, not a curated record. The transcript has a single exon. Gene Ontology annotation, molecular function: sulfiredoxin activity.